Molecule: messenger RNA, 1410 nt
Organism: Lindgomyces ingoldianus
Lineage: Eukaryota; Fungi; Ascomycota; Dothideomycetes; Pleosporales; Lindgomycetaceae
Exons: 3
Coding region: 7-1350 (447 amino acids)
Cellular component (GO): Golgi apparatus; TRAPP complex
Molecular function (GO): protein binding
Source: RefSeq, a predicted model, not a curated record
GACACCAUGAAUCCGCCAUCGCAGCCGCGGCCCAAUCGAGCCCGGACUCAUGUCCGCGUUGCAAGCGGUGAUGAGCGACGACGAGUCGCUGUCCCUCGCAGAUCAACUAAAGGCCCUCUUGAAGCGGACAUUGACGAUCCUUUAGCUGACCACACACACAUCGACAUUCCUCGAACAGCCUCACAACGAGUGCUCUCCCCAUCCCUCUCCGAUGCCACUUCCGCUGCCUCCCCCCUCUCGCCACAAGAUGGGUCAGGCACGCUUCAAGACAUGCCGCCCAAGGAAUUCUCCUUCCUGCAAGACCCGUCCGCCUACCACGUCCUCCCCGCAACCACCAUCCCACCCCCCUUUCUAAACCCUCCAACUCUCCCCUCCAUAAACACCCCGAUCCCCUCCCUCCUCGAAUCCGGCCACUACCGUCUUGCUGCCAUAGCUGCCGCCCGCGCCCUCGUAGCAUCAGCCUCCCCUACAGACUUCGAUGCCCUAUUCCACCUCCUACACAUACGCCUAGCCUGCCUCUGUCUCAUCUCCGAGCAUGCCCUCGCAGCCCAAGAAUCUAAAAUCCUCGGCGACCUCAACAGCGGAUUCUACCGCCACCCACUUACAGACGCCCACCUCGUGCCCUGGGACCUACGCCUUCUGACCGUCCGGCUCGCCGCACUCGGCUACGGAGAAUGGCGGAAAGGGAUAAUGGGGUACUACGAGCUCGCACGGGAAUGUCGGGAAAAUAUCUCCAAGGCUGACUCUGUUGCCGAGAAAACGCUCUGGAAAGCGCGCCUGCGCGACUGCGGAAUCCGCGUCGCCAACGUGCUUGUAGAAAUGGGGGAACUGGAAGGUGCGGGUCGGCAUCUAGGGACCCUGGCUACCGCGGACGGCAAAACAGACUCGCAGGAAGCACGAGAAGUCCUGAUAAUGGAAGCCCUAGUUUGGCUCCGCGUUGGAGACGUACGAGCCGCGCGCCGCUGUCUCUUAGCCGCCACAUCUAUCUCCUCCUCGCUCCUCGACUCCUCCCUUCAGGCCCUGAUCCACAUCGCCGACUCCGAAUACCCCGAAGCGGUCAAUUGCUGGCAAGCGCUGCACGAACAACACCCAGAUGACGCAAUGAUUUCGCAAAAUCUGGCUGUGAGUUUGUUGUACACGGGCCGGAUAUCCGAAGCCAGGAAACUACUUACAGAGCUCACUGAUACAAGUCCGCCGUUCCACUCUAUGAUCUUUAAUCUUUCCACUAUCUACGAAUUAUGUACGGAGAAGAAUCGGGACAAGAAAGUUGCGUUGGCGGAGAAAAUGGCGGGCAGGAAGGGAGACGGGACGGUGGGGUGGGAAAUUGGGAACGCAGAGUUUAAGCUCUAAGAACCGGGGAAUAUAUCCCCUUUAGUGUAGAUCUGGCUCAAAACGGCAUCGGCGUUGUCU